This is a messenger RNA of Cooperia oncophora, 930 nucleotides long. NCBI's taxonomy places the organism in Eukaryota, Metazoa, Nematoda, Chromadorea, Rhabditida, Trichostrongylidae. The record is from the annotation of a GenBank genome assembly.
UUGCCUGCAGUUGUUCUCCUUGUCAUCGAUGCAACACCUCUUCAUGCGUGUUUCGGCGGUGGCAGCAACUGUUGCCCUCCGCCGCCCCCUCCUCCGGUACUGCCUGGCGCAUGUUGUCCUCCUGGUCCAGGAUACGGCGGCUACGGCGGUAUGGGCGGUGGCGGAGGAGUAAGGGCUCCAGGGCCAGCUCCUUAUGCUGGCGGAGGCGGGCCUUACGGCGGGGCAGAACUUGGUGGUGGUGGUGCUCCGUUCGGAGGAGCAUAUGGAGGUGGUGGGGGUGGCGGUGGUGGGGCACCAUUCACUGGUGGUCAACCAUCCUAUAUGCGGCCAGCACAAGGAGGAGGAUUUGUUCCGUCCGGAGGUGGAGGCCCCUACGUGGGACCUCAAGCUGCCGGACCUGCUGGUGGAGGUGCUUACAUGGGACCUCAAGCUGUCGGACCUGCUGGCGGAGGUGCCUACAUGGGAUCUCAAACUGCAGGACGUGGUGGUGGAGGUGCCUACAUGGGAGUUCCAUCUGUGGGCCCCUCCUUUGGCGGAGGCUACGGAGCUCCUCAAUCUGCCGGCUCCUCUGCUGGAAAUGCUUACAUGGGACCUCCGGUCGCUGCUCCCGAACCGGGAGGUAGACGCCCGGAGCCUGAAAUUCCAAUUCCAUCUGCAACAAGUGCCUAUAUGGUAUCUGCAGCUACCGAAUCUGGAGCUGGAGGAAGCUUUAUGGAAACCCCUUUUGCUGGCUCUUCUGAGGAAGGCCUUUUCGAGGGCAACGAAGCUACUGAGCCUACUAGCACUUUCUCCGAAACUGACUUGAUGGAACCUCAACCUGGCGUAUCCCAGGCUGGAGGCAGCUACGUUGAAAGCCGACCUACCGGUUCAGAACAAGAAGGCGAUUCACAGCCGUCUUCUGUGGACAGCGGUGGCGCUCUUUAUGAUCAG